Hansenula ciferrii is the source of this 1137-nucleotide messenger RNA. RefSeq names its product Midasin. Bases 1 to 1137 code for a protein of 378 amino acids. NCBI's taxonomy places the organism in Eukaryota, Fungi, Ascomycota, Saccharomycetes, Phaffomycetales, Wickerhamomycetaceae. The record is from RefSeq and is a predicted model, not a curated record. The transcript has a single exon.
AUGAGUCUCAGUGACGAGACCAUUAGUCAAGAACCAACCGCUGAAUCACAAGAUGAUCUGAGACCUUUGGAUUUUGAAGUGCUGGACUCAGAAGAUGAAGAAGAUGGUGAAGAUCCGUUCAAAACUUUACAAAGGAAAAAAAGAGCUGCUACGGAACCAGUACAACAAUCAAUAGAAGAAUCUUCAGUUGAACAGAGCGGUAAAAGACCCAAGACUGCACCAAAUUUAAAUAAGAAACCAAAAGAUUUAAUGAGUAUUUUACUUCCAGAUAAUUAUGAAGGAUCUAUGAUGAUAUCAGAUUUCAGUAUCUUACAAGAAUCAACUCAAUUGACAAGUAUGGUUAGUGCUGGUAAUGGUAGAAGUGGGAGUCGAGAUAAACCACAUGAUAUAGAUUCAAAUGAUAUUAAAACCGUUUUGGAAAGUGAUGAAACAGUGGAUGAGGUCAGUCAAGAUCAAGGAGAUGAACCACUGGAAGCUAUAAGUCACAAUGAGUUUCUGGAAUCUGUCAAAGAAUCAUCAAAGAAGAAAAGUAUUGGUGAAUUACUGGAUGAAUCUGACAAUGAAUCUGUGAAAAAUGAGGAUAGGGAUGGAAAUAAAGAAACAAAAAAUUAUGAUAUAUCUUAUGAGGAUGUUGAAAUUGAGGAUGAGGGGGAAGAAAUUGAAGAAGUAAACGGGGAAGAAAGUGAUGAAAGUGACGAUGAUUAUAAAGAAAAAGAAGAAGAAAAUGAACAAGACAAGAGACAAGGUGAAGAUAUACAGGAUGAAAUGAAACCAAAAUCAAUCCCAAUAUCAGAACCUAUUACAGAUCAUCAGGACAAAGAUCAUAACAACGAUACUACUUCUGAUCAUGACCUCAAUACAAAAACCAAUGAUACGUUACAACAAAAUCAAAUAAUCAAUGGAAGCCCUAACUUAUCUCCAUCACCUAAAAAAACCAAUACAGAACAACAACAACAACCCACCAACUUUAAAACUAUACAGGAUCCGCAGCCACAACCACAACCACAACAACGACCACUUAAAAGGAAAUCUACAUUGGCUGAAUUAUGUUCAAGAAAUUCACCAGUUCCAAGACGAGUUGGACUUUCCAAAAGAGCAAAUGUCAACCAUUUACAUUCCUAUCUUUCCAAGAAAUAA